CUGGCGAGGGUCGCGUUCCAUGUGUACCCGCCAGCAAUGCCACAUCGCUGUCGCUGCUGUCCGCACAGCAUCGCGUGUAUUUCACUUGUGAUAACUGGUGCCUAACAAUGUUUAUCAAAAAAAGAAAACGUGACAUUUGGUUACCUGUUUAAAUAUAAACCCGUCGCUAACAGUGUGUGCAAGUGUAAAUAGAAGAGAGACGAGGGAAAAGAAGAAGCAAGUGAAAAUGGUUAUCCGUUAGAAGCAACGAAGGACAUGGAAAGGAUGGAUGAAGCAAUUGUUGUACGAUGUUGUGAAAACUAACCACAUCACAGAGAAACGUUAGUGGGCGACUGGUAAAAGGAGGUUGGCGUUUGAAACACAACGAAUUUAUUGCGAAAAAGCUGUGACAGACAGGUUAAGUUUCGAACAGGGGACGCGGUUGCCUCCAAACAAUCGUCCUCCUCGGUCGGUAACGCAACACUUAUCGAUUGUAUUUACUCGACCGAUGUACGAAAUUCAAAUUUCCGCGCCAUUUUUUCAUUCCAAAGAAUAAUGCAAUUACCGUGAAACGAAUAUUGAAAAUUCCCUAAAUCGUUCAACGAACGGUGAUUUAAUUACACUGUUAACAAUUUUACGAGUUUAUAAUUGAAAUUAUAACGUCACGUGGUGAUAAAAGCGUUCUCGUUUCGAAGCGCGGGAAAAUAAAUGAAAGUAACAAGAUUCAAUUAUAAACGGGACCAUAGUGUGUCCUAAAGGGAACAUUCGACAUACGGCUCGAACCAAAGAAGUGCCCCGAAGGGUCCCGGGAGACACUCGUUCAAAAUCUUUCCUUGCCAAAGAUCAAAGAAAAAGCUCCUGUACCUUAUUCGAAGGAUCCUCCAGAUGAAAUUUCGCAAAUCGUCCGUAUCCAGCCCGAAGAUGGAAUUGCUCUCGAGGCGGUCGUCGAACGACACAAGGAUGUCGACCCUGAAGAGGUCGAGGUCCUUUCGAGCAUCGAUGAAGCUUAUGUCGAAGCUGAAGAGUCACGCGAAUCUUCGUUUAAAUCGUAACGCCGGUUUCGAUUUGUCCCCGGUCGCCUCGCGUGAUCAACGUUCGAAUAAAGGACGAAACAAAUUAUCCAUCGUCGAGGAAUCAUCCUCGAGUCCUGUCGGUAGCAACACCGAAUGCAUCACGGAGGAGGGGAUACCGGAGGAUCCUGAAAGGGAUUCGGUGUCGUUGAACGAGCUCGAGUCUCGCAGGAUCAGCAAAGAAUUGAAGAACAAAUUAUGCCUGACCGACAGGAUAAUGAGGAGGAAUCGCAAGGAUACCGAGAAAAAUUCCAAGAAAAACAGCGAUCCUUUGUCACCGAAGGUGGGACAUAUUUUUCGAUGGAAAAGCAACGAGGAAAAUGCAACUAUCUCUUGUACGGAGAAAAAGGAUGUAUCUCGUCCUGACGGAGGACGCGUGUCCUAUGAAAAUCCUACUUUCUGCUUGGAUAGCUCGUUGGACUCGUCCGUGUCGAGUUUCUUAUUCGACCCGGAGAAUUCCAGUCAGAUUGAUAUCGAAUGCAAGGACGAGGUAUUCUUGGAGAAUCCUUGUCAGGACACCGUGCUGACUCUGCUGGUGGAUUCUCGACGAUGUUACGAGAAGGAAACGGAGAAACUAGAGAUCAUCGAGACGACGGUGUUCGAAGGGGUGGAGAAUUUCGAGUGCAAUAAGAACAAUCGUCCUUUGUUCAACAGCCCGAAAGCGAGGAGCUUGUCGGUGAACGACGUAAUCGUGCAGGAGGACGAAGAGAUUGGCAGGAGUUUGGAUUUAAACGAUUACGAGAGGAAUUUCUGUUGCCAGUCCCACCGGGACGACGAUUUAGCCUCGAAGGGACGGAAAUCGUCGGAGAAAAUUAGGAAAACUUCCGUCUGUUCCUCCAAGUCCUGCAGGAUCAGGACGGUGGAUAAUAUAACGAACUUUUGGACAAACGCCCGGGGUAGCAGCUUCCGUAAUAAAGGGUCGGCGGGGAGAAAGAAGUCGAUGAAAGAUUCGAGGGACGAAUCCAUCGGGCAGGAUAGGCAACUCGUUACAACUGCUUCUGGAUCAAAGCUGUACUCUUUGCAAGGGAUGGAGUUCCUGGAGGGUUUCGGCAAGAAAAAGCAACAACCCCAUCAACAAUCGAACAGUAUUUCGUCGGUGCACAUCAAUCCCCUAUCGGCACAGUCUCUCAACAUACAUCUGCAGGCACUCUUCGUAGCCGUGGAGCACGGUCAUCUCGACAAAGCCAGAACAAUUUUGGAAUCGACAGACGUGGAUGUGAACAGCGUGAACAGCGACGGUUUGUCACCCCUGGACGUGGCGGUGCUCAGCAACAAUAGGCCCCUUGCAAAAAUGCUGGUCGCGUUUGGUGCGCAAGAAGGCAAUCAAUUCAAGUCUCCGGAGUCCCUGGGCAGUCAUUUGGCGUCGUUGCUGUCGGAAGCGGAACACAGAGUUCAAGAACUCGGGGGGAGUACUUCCGGUAGCGGUGGGACCACCCUGUUGGAGCCACCGAGCAGCCAUAGAUCAAGUUUUUCGUCUCAGCACAACAAUCUGACGGGAUGCGGCGGUAGCGCGGAGGACAAGCAACUUGCUCAAUGGGAAAGAAGAGCUAGAGCUCUGAGAAAGAUGCUUCUUGGAUUCGAUCAAGCGAGGCCACCAGAUAUGCCGUUCCUGGUGGCAGUCGACGUGACAGGAACAAAUUCUGUAACAGUAAGGUUCCAGGAGCCGGACUCUCACGAUUCACCGAUCUGCACCAAAUUCAAGGUACAAUGGAGCACCAAGGAAGACUUCUCGGUGAUCUGUGGAGAAAGAGAGGUCCUGGACAUGAAGCAAAGAGAGUGCAGGAUCGACGACCUGAUGCAGGGACAGAAAUACUAUUUUCGAGCUGCUGCUGGCAACCUGAAGGGUUACAGCAGGUUCAGGAACUCGACACCUGCCCACGUUACGCCUAGCAGUUGGAGGGACAUCGAUGGCCGAGUGCCAAGAUUCGCCGGCCGAUUGGAACAAUUGAACACUCUGUUCACGGACAUAAGGCGACCGGAGUACACUCAAGAGACGCCGGCUGUACAGCGGCGUAAUCACAAGAAAAAGACGACGAUAAAGCAGCUGUUCACGGCGACCAGUAAGUUUCAGAAGAAUCUCAGACGCGGAGUUUUCCUCGCUUGCUUGCUAUACCACGAGGACAAGGUGCUCGUGACGAACGAGGAUUUUUUGCCUGUGAUCGAAGUCGACGAGACUUAUCCUAGCUGUAUUUACAACGAUUUCCAUUGGCUGAUGAAGGUUGCUUGCACCUGGGACGACGUUAAGACCCUCCGUCAGGACAUGGAGAAAAGUCACAGCAGCUCGACGAAUCAUUUCAGGAUAAAAUUGUUGCAGGCAGCUGCGCAAAUGCAGGCAGCACUGUGCAUACAGGAUCUUGGACAACUGUACCACAAACCUAUCAGAGACGUCCAAGGGACCCUGGUCUUCUCUACGGUGAAUUACAUAAAAUCCCCGAAACUGAUCUCAGUACUGAACAGCAGAUGGUUACCUCUCAGCAAAGUCACAAAGAAAGUCAUACCUCACGAAGACAGCAACGUAGCGGAUAUUUUAAUAGCCAGUAUACAGGAACAGAUGACCUAUCAUCAAGUUAGCAGUAUUAAACUAUCAAAGGGACUUUACCUUGGCUACUUGAAAAUGCAAAGUAGCGUGGAUCUUAUUCAGGUUGUGGUGCCAGCAAAAUCGCCUAACGUUUUGCCACAUUGUAAAAUCCGUGACAAUCCUCACGUUUCUGCAGAGGAAUGGGAUUAUCUUAAAAGGAUAACUCGUAUGUACGCGUCGGACGUUUCUGUGAAAGAUCCCGAAGAAAAGGAGAACGUGACCAAUGAAUUGCAAGGCACCGAGCAACAAAAAUUGUUCGUUGAAUUAGUGUCUGCUACCGCGAGAAGAUUGUUCAAUUACAUGGAGAUCAAUCCUGAAGAUUCAUUGAUCCAUCGACUAUACGAUGCCGAGGUUAUCGAUUUGACUCACGAUGUGUCCUUUCUGAUCGCUGUACCACCCGCUGAGACAGCCUGUUGCGUACCUGGUACCAGAGAGAUCCUCCUUCAACGCGGUGAUCUUCUGUCGUUGCCCAUCCAAGUGUUCGAAAUGGUUCAUUUGAACACGUAUCAGAGGGACGUGAUCAGCAGAUACUCGAGAUUGAGUUGUAUCUUAGAGCUCGAUACCGCUCAAGCACAGCACAACCACAGAGAAGCAUUCAGUUCAUUGGAAUUGAGCGUGGCAAAGGAUAAGUUGGCGAGGUUGCAAGAUCUUCAGACCCAAGUGAAUACAGUGUGGAAGGGUGCCAGGUGGCUCAUAGACGUGAUCACUUUUGCGAGGGAUCGUGGAUCUUCGCAGCAAAGCGCCGCGUCGCAAACCGUUGGAAUUUCAAUGAAGCACCUGCUCAGCCUCGACAGGAACAAAAGCAACAGCAAUAGCAACAGCCUGAAGAGAAGUUUGCUACAGUUACCUCCUCGCGAUCCAAAGCUCGUGAAAUCCAGUCCAGGUAGAGGCAGUUGGCCAGGACCUAACGUUGCGAACUCCUCCUCGAAUCUGCUUACGACUGAGUUCAGUAAAAGCGAGCAACAAUUGCCCAGCGGUCAGUACGUUCGCAAAGGUAGCAACACCUCGAACGUGUCGACCGGUUCGGAACCUCCGAAAUCCUCUAUACCCAUGAGCAGCACGAGCAACCUGAGCAACACGACCAGCGGUGGCAGCAACAAUCAUCUGGUACCGUUGCAAAACAGCAGGCUACCGCCUUCUAAAUCCGAGGACACUUUGAUCCUAACGAAAUACAAACACAGCCCCAGAAAUAGGUCGGCCACGAUCACCUCCGCGUCAGCGAGCACCAGUCCUUUGCUCAGUAUAAAGCCCAUGAUAUAUGGUGGCUCGCUUCUGAGCGUAUCAACGGCCAUGACAAACACCACUAGUCUCCUAAGCGUCAGCAACACUAAUUCCGACAGUUUGCACUCGCUAAGCAGCGACGAGUACUCGACGCCAAAUUCGAGCGUUUGCAUAAAGAGCAGCCACGCGAAAAGCAAAUCGACGAAACCCACCGCCAGUGUCGCAGCAAUGGCGACUGGAUCUCUUGAGAGCCAGCUGGAGGAGGAAAAGGACGAGGCUACGAUGAUGCCGGCUCCUUUACCUGGUAUUCUUCAGGUUUACGCGGCCUACGAGACUGGCCUGGCUUCCGGAACCAGCCUAAAAUUGCACGUGACACCAAGAACCACGGCCAGAGAAGUGGUGAACCUGGUCGUGAAGCAGCUUAACAUGGCUGUGGUUCUGAAAGGGCAAGAAGGUCCCAUUUAUACAGCCGACGAGCUGCCGAAUUUCUGUUUGGUCGCCGUGAUCGGUGCCAGGGAGCGUUGCCUCAGGGACGACUUCAAGUUACUUCAACUUCAAAAUCCUUGGAAGAAAGGCAGGCUGUACGUGAGGCAGAAACAAGACGUCCUUGCGGCUCUCGAGCACAGUAGCAAACAUACCGCGUAUUUAUAGCAUAAGUAAGGCAUGAAAGAGACCGGAUACGAUUAGAUAAAAAAGGGAUCUCGAUGAAACAAAAUCCCUAUCAGUAUAAGAAACUCCGUCUCGUACAUAAUUGGCAAUAGUAGCGAAAGAUUGACUCACUUCAACGCGUAUCUGUUACCUGUGAUAUCUUUCUGAUUAGACUUUGACAAUUUUUCUUUUUAUUUCAUGUUCAAAUAGAAGAAACGAUUAGUUGAUAAUUUACCAGGUAUAAAACGCGUUGAAGUGUACGUAAAUGGCUACAAGAGAAACCUUCGGUUAUACCUCUCGAGGCUCUAAGUAAAUUACACGUAAUUAAUUAGACGAAUGAAAGAGAAGAGCGACAGGUCGUCCGACGGACAGGGAUUAAAAUUGUAUUUAGCUGACCCGUACAUUCCAACCGAGUUUACGAUUCGACUACGACCUAAGUAGAUUGUAAAGGAAUGAAUAAUACUCAAGGUAAUAUUGUACUGUUAUAUUUUAGCUACCGAUCUCAGUGUUUUAAUCGAUAUACGCGUCACCGAGUGUAAAAUGCGUCAAAUGUUUAAAAGAUCUCGUUCGUAUCAAUUGUAUAUUCAAAGUGUCCAAGCUGUUAUCAAUUUAUCUUCGCGAUCAGACAAGGUAUACCGUACGAAGAGCUUGGACAUUUCGAACGGACCGAGAGCACAGGCGUGUACGAACAUAGGGAAGAUUUUGUAUUUAUAUUUUUAAAUUCAUGUAAACGCGUAGGAUGCGAUUUAUUUUUUAACGACACGCGCGUUCCGCUUGAUCGUGACUUUGUUAGCAGUAUCUUUUAUUCGAUAGUUCUGCUAACAUCGUUCUGUUCUCAACGAGAUACGCGAGGAGAUUCUGGUACGUUCGUCUUUCGAUGGGAACAAUAGAAGGAUUCUACGGAAUUAACCGAGGAUCACCUCGAGGUGCUUAACUUUAGAGGAUAUAAAAGAAUGAGGAAUGAAAUGUUAGAGAGUGAAGAAACGUGAUCCAGACGAAAAAGAGGCUUUAUAGACUGUUGCGUAGUUAAUGAGAGUAUUACUAUCGUUAAUUAAGAUUUUUAUUCUCGCUGAGAUUAACCGUGACUGCAUUUGAAACGUAAAGCGAGCGUUUUACUUACGUCCAUUCUCGAUAGGCAAAGAAUUUGGUGUGUAUAUUUUAUUAUAGGUGAUCGUUCGCUCUCUUUCGUGUUCUCUGAAUUCAAUUCUACUGUUUUCUGUUCGCUUACAAUGCAAGCAUUGUAUACUUUAGUUUCCUGUUUUAAUUCUAUAUCAAAAUCGUUCUUGGUAGAAUUACAAACACUUCCUGAAAUCGUGGCUUGGACGAUGCAUUGGUGAUAAAUUAGGUGCAGAGUGGAUUGUAAAAACACACCAUAAACGCAUGGUACCACUGUCCAGUAAUUGAAAGUUUUGUAAUUAUGAUCGAAGCUUCAGAGAACAAGAAAAGGUAGGCAAAUUUUUAAAUUAGAGCUUGAUUUACUAUUGAGAAAUGUAUUCUAGGUAUGCUAAUUUAUCCAUAUCGGCUCGUCGCACGCUACAAUUGAAAUCGAUAGGAACGUUAAGAUCCGUCCUUGUGAAUCUUCAAAAUUUAGGUCAGAUCGAACACAGUGGUAUCGUGCAUCGUGGGGAGGGGGGCCAGCUAAGUUCAAACGAGAAUAUACGAUGCACAUAUUUUUUUAUCGAGAAAACAAAAGAGAGGGAGAGACAAGAGAAGAGAUUUUUUCUAUAUUUUACCAGAAUGUGUACUGAUCGACGAGAGAAACGCGAUCGGUGCGCAUUUUCAUGGAAAAAUAAAAAUGUUGAUCUGCGUAUCAUGCAGAGAGGAGACUAACGAAGAGAGAAAGAGAGAGAGAGAUUGAGAGAGAACAAGUUUGUAGAAUGAAAGCGCAAGAAGAAAUCUUAACAAAACGCUAGAAAAUUUAUUAGCUCUACCUGAGUGUUUAUCGAUGUUGAGUGUAAAAUAAUCAUUAGCAGUUAAGUGUUACUAUUUGGAAGGAAAAACGAACACUGUGUGAGACACGAGAAAUCCAGAUUUUCAUCCUUAGACAGGUGUUUCGAUAUGGACGAGGAAAACGAACGAGGAGAAUGAACUAUUUGUAAAUAUUCGAAGAAGUCUAUGUAUGUAUAAAAAUAUAAAUGAGAAUUAUCGAAA
Messenger RNA from Osmia lignaria (orchard mason bee), 7647 nucleotides. It is a transcript of the gene wake, whose product is annotated as ankyrin repeat and fibronectin type III domain containing protein wide awake. Gene Ontology annotation, biological process: regulation of establishment of bipolar cell polarity; establishment of mitotic spindle orientation; signal transduction. NCBI's taxonomy places the organism in Eukaryota, Metazoa, Arthropoda, Insecta, Hymenoptera, Megachilidae. Gene Ontology annotation, molecular function: protein binding. Gene Ontology annotation, cellular component: spindle. The record is from RefSeq and is a predicted model, not a curated record.